UUCACCGUCUUAGCUGUCAGUGUAGUGUAAGAACUAGGCCGAACAAAAAAUUCUCUGAAAUUGGAAUUAUUGGACUUAUUCCUUUGCCAUUAGCAAUUAACGACUAGAUCCUUAAGAUGGCAUGCAACGCAAAUAAAGCGCCCUUCCUCCGUUCUAUUGCAAAACGCGGUUUGGCCACAAACCAGUGUCCUCGUCCAUUAGGCCAUCCGGCUGAAGUUAAAACAACUGUGUUGAAUAACAAAUUGGUGGUUGCCACUGCUGAAGCUUCCCUGCCAAUCACCCGUAUAUCCAUAGUUUUCCGUGCUGGGUCGCGCAAUGAAAGCUAUGAAAACCAGGGCGCUGCACAUUUGUUGCGUACUGCCACUAAUUUAUCUACCAAAAACUCUACUGCUUUUGCUAUAAAUCGCCAUAUCCAACAAGUUGGUGGUAGCUUAAGUGCAACAUCCGAUCGGGAGUUAGUUGCAUACACCGUUGAAACCACUUCGGACCAAAUAGACACCGGAUUGCGAUACUUGCAGGAUCUUGUUCAGCCUGCAUUUAAGCCUUGGGAGCUUGCUGACAGUGUUCCAGUUAUAAAAAAUCAAUUGGCAUCUGUAACACCACAAGUGCGCGCUGUAGAGUUAUUGCAUAAGGCCGCUUUCCGUUCGGGUCUAGGUAACUCGAUCUACAUACCGAAAUUCCAAAUUGGAAAAUUGUCAAGUGAAUCACUGCUGCAUUACGUUGCUAACAACUUUACUCCCAGCCGUUGCGCAGUUGUUGGAGUUGGUAUCGACCACAACACACUGUCAGGUUUUGCUCAGAAUCUGGAGUUGUCCUCAGAAUCGGGAAAAUCUGACUCUGCCGCAUAUUAUGGUGGAGAUGCUCGCAAGGAUACAGCAGGAGUUAUUUCUCAUGUCGCUGUUGCUGGCCAAGGUGGUUCACUAAUAAACCAAAAGGAGGCUUUAGCAUUUGCUGUUUUAAAGGAAGCUGUAGGUGCUCCAGCUGCCACUAAACGAGGCAAUGCUAGUGGUUCUUUCGGCAAAGCUUUGCAAGGCGCUGUAACUGACGCAGCCGUUUCGUUUUCUGCACUCAAUGCAUCUUACGCUGAUGCUGGACUCUUCGGAUUUUUGGUGUCUACCGAUGUUCAGCACAUUGGCAAGGCGGUAGAUGCUUUGACACGUGCUUUGAAAUCGGGAUCUGUAUCAGCUAAUGAUAUUAAUCGUGGAAAAGCUCUGCUAAAAUCUGCUUUGUUGGAAAGCUAUUCUACAGACAGCUCUUUACUCCACGAAAUUGGUGUACAGGGUGUCCAUACUAAACAGGUGCAGAACAUUGAUGCCCUGUUAGCGGCUGUCGAUAGCGUCACUCAGCAAGAAGUGCAGGAGGCUGCAAAGAAAGUGGGUUCAUCGAAGCUGUCUGUUGGAGCCGUAGGCAAUCUAGCCAACGUACCAUACGCGUCAGAUCUAGCUUAAUUAUGUAAUAAUAUGAAAUACUGAUAAAUUGUAAAAAACAAACUGUCGAAAAAGUGAGAAUAUGCGUUUUGCCCUUAGUAACCAAAUACUUGAAGGGUGAAUAAAUUAGUCAUUAUCGUGUGCACUAAUUUA
Anastrepha ludens (Mexican fruit fly) is the source of this 1580-nucleotide messenger RNA. It is a transcript of the gene UQCR-C2, whose product is annotated as cytochrome b-c1 complex subunit 2, mitochondrial. NCBI's taxonomy places the organism in Eukaryota, Metazoa, Arthropoda, Insecta, Diptera, Tephritidae. The record is from RefSeq and is a predicted model, not a curated record. Gene Ontology annotation, cellular component: mitochondrion. The coding region runs from base 117 to 1448 and encodes 443 amino acids. Gene Ontology annotation, molecular function: metal ion binding. The transcript has 6 exons.